Messenger RNA from Prunus armeniaca (apricot), 714 nucleotides. The record is from the annotation of a GenBank genome assembly. NCBI's taxonomy places the organism in Eukaryota, Viridiplantae, Streptophyta, Magnoliopsida, Rosales, Rosaceae.
AUGGCCAUGUCGAUUACAAGCACAACAACAGCAGUUGCUCCUUGUAGCUCUAGGCAUCUGCAGGCUUCAAGUUUUGGUCCUAGUUGUCUCAGUACAAAUCGCAGGGACGGCAGAUGCCAUUUUCUUGGAAACAGAAGCUUCUUGCAGUCGAUCAUGAAGGUCCAAAAUGGCACCAAGAUAAAGAUGGAUGUGGUUGUCAAUGGUGUUGAACCUGGAACUCCUCUGCCUUCUGAUCCUUCUUCUGGGACUUCUUGGAAAUUAUGGCUCGUGGGGAUACUUAUCUCAGUAGUUGUACCCUUUUGGAAGAACAAAUGGUGGCCAUUGCAAAAGUUCAGAGAGCAAGUCGAAACGACGCUGGAUUCAGUAGAAGAUGUGGCAGAAUUGGUGGAGAAGGUGGCAGGGGAAGUGGAGAAGGUAGCCGACGACAUUGCUGAUCAUCUUCCUCAGGGAGAUCUUCAAAAGGCAGCAAGGUUUGUUGAGAAUGUGGCAAGAGAAGCAGCCAAGGAUGCGUCGCUAGCUGACGAUCUCAUUGAGAAGGUUGAGGAUGUAGAAAAGGAGCUGGAUUCUAUCAUCGGUCAAGCCAAUGAGAAAAUCAAAGCAUCUGACGAUACUGAAAAGGAGACAGCAAAAAUCAAAGACGCCACUGAUAUCAAAAAUAAGAUAACAGAGAUCAAAGAAACAAAUAAUAUAAAAAAGGAGACAACUAAACCCUGA